Helianthus annuus (common sunflower) is the source of this 1186-nucleotide messenger RNA. RefSeq names its product annexin D5-like. The record is from RefSeq and is a predicted model, not a curated record. Gene Ontology annotation, cellular component: cytoplasm. The coding region runs from base 85 to 1035 and encodes 316 amino acids. Lineage: Eukaryota; Viridiplantae; Streptophyta; Magnoliopsida; Asterales; Asteraceae. Gene Ontology annotation, molecular function: calcium ion binding; calcium-dependent phospholipid binding. The transcript is spliced from 6 exons.
UCAGGUAAGUAGUUUCUAUAUAAUCCCUUCAUUUCUUUCUCUAAACUCACUUCAUUUUAUUCUCUCUAAACGAUCGAAUCGAUUAUGGCUACUUUAACUGUUCUUCCAUCAGCGGUUUCACCCCGAGAGGACGCUAUUCAGUUGUAUAAAGCUUUCAAAGGAUUUGGGUCUGAUGAUGUGGCCGUGAUUGGUAUUCUUGCUCAUCGAGAUGCAACCCAACGCGCGUAUAUCCAGCAAGAGUAUAAGACAAUGUAUUCCGAAGACAUCCUUAAACGUUUGUCUUCCGAACUUAGGGGCAAAUUAGAGACCGCAGUUCUGCUUUGGAUGCCUGAUCCAGCACAAAGGGAUGCCAAUAUAUUAAGGGACUCAUUGAGCCCGGGUUUUAUAGAUCUUGAAGCUGUAACCGAAGUCAUAUGCUCUCGGACAUCUUUGCAACUACAAACUCUCAAGCAAAUUUACCACUCGACUUGUGGAACUUAUCUUGAACAUGACAUCGAACUACAAGCUUCUGGAGAUCACCAAAAGAUUUUGCUUGCUUGUGUAAACAAACCGCGUUAUGAAGGACCGGAAGUAGAUAGAGAAAUGGCUGCAAAGGAUGCAAAGGCUUUGUAUAAAGCUGGUGAAAAGAAAUUAGGAACUGAUGAAAAGGUUUUUGUGAAAAUUUUCAGUGAAAGAAGUAAUGCACAUUUGAUUGCUAUAAACACAUGUUACCAUGACAUGUAUGGUGGAUCACUCAAAAAGGUUAUAAAGAAGGAAACUUCGGGGUUAUUUGAACGGGCACUUUUGACAAUCUUACAAUGUGCUGAAAAUCCCGCGAAGUAUUUUGCAAAGGUGCUAUAUAAGUCAAUGCAAGGCUUAGGGACCAAUGACACAACACUUAUAAGGGUGAUUGUGACCAGAACUGAAAUCGAUAUGCAAUACAUCAAGGUUGAAUACCAUAAAAAGUACAAUAAGAGUUUGAAUGAUGCAGUUCACUCUGAAACGUCAGGCCAUUAUCGGACUUUUCUUCUCUCGCUUCUUGGCCCAAAUCAUUAGCUUGAUAAUUCAUUGUAAUUUUCUGGAAUUGUUCUUGUAAUUUGUGUUGGUUUGGCUAUUUGCAGUCGGGCUUGUACUCGUUUUCUUUUUGAGUCGUGUCAUAUUAUGUAACGUUGCGAAAGCAAGAAUAAAUGAGAAAAUAAUUUCAAGA